GUGAAUGCUAUAAUCUUUGCUUUGGCGUGAACCAUGUAAGGUGUCAAUAAAGUUUUAACUUAAUUAUUUUCUUUGUUUAUGUUUCUUUUUUAUUCUUAUAAGUAAAACUUUACUUUACUUAGAUUAACUUUUCAGUUUUAUUAAUGUGUUGUGUAGUGUUGUGAAUAUGGGUACCAGCACAAUGGGGAGUGAUUUACAUUCUGAUAAGCAGGACAAACUUUUGAAGUUGCAAGCUCGAAAGAAAGAAUUGGAACAAAUGCUCCUAUCAAAAAAUGAGGAAUUGUACAAAUUAUGUGUUCAAGAAGUUCAAUUAACAGGUGUUAUGCCACCGGAAGCGCCUCUAAGUCCUGAAGUGCCACAAAGAGAACGUUUGGGUAGCGUUCGAAGUACAGAAAGGUCCACAGACGGCACUGACGUUCAGGAUGGAUCGGAUACCUCAUCACGACGGAUUCGAACUGGGCCGGCAGAUCGUACACUUGAGUGUGAUCCAAAUGUUCGUAAAAAUAUGUGUCAUAGGUUAUCAACACCGUCAAUAUCUGGCAUGUCUAAAAGCUCGCAUUCUAGACAAUUGCGUCGUCCCGAAACUAGUUGUUCGAAUUUCUUUCCGUCGCCACCGCAAGAGCGGUAUCCUGAAACAUUUUCAAUACACACUUCACACACCUAUCCUGCGCUAGCAGGCCGCCAUGACUCAGCUCCGUCUGAAAACAUACAGAAUGAGUUGCAGCAAGGUCCUGUCUACAGACACCAUACUAUGACAACUGAGUAUACAAACCGCAUGUAUUACAAUAAUCCUAUUGAGGGUCACAAUGCCACAAGAUUACGAGAGACACAUUUCAGUUCAAGUCAUCCAGACAUCACCACACACUACACUCAUGGCACAAUUGCUCCUCAACCGGUUCCCCAGCAAAAUGGUGUACGAAAUACACCACUACUUUAUCAAUAUGCAUCUCAUUUGAAGGCUCAAAGUCAACAUUUAGGUGCAUUGGCGUACCAGCAUCAAAUGCAAAUGCAAUCGAAAAGACGAAACGACGGUGUACGCCGGAACACAUUACAAAGGACGCAAACAUAUCACCUUACGUCACAUAGUGACUACAAUCAACAUUUAGAAAACAUGUCCGAUGCAUACAGACCACCAGGUCCUGUGUAUCAACACAGAUCUCAACAUGAUAUGCAGGAACAACCAGCGGAACGAAUGCACCCUGUUGAACGAUUAGCAACUGUGCCAAAUUCUCUACCAUUACGAGAACGUAAUGUUAUAAGAAAUCCGAUUCACAUGCAACUGCAAGUAUCUACAGAUGAUUAUGGUUUUGAAGAUCGAAAAAAUUACCCCGAUGCUUUAAGUCCCGUUAGCCAAAUGUCAGGCUACUCUCAAGGUAACUUUGAUUCUGUAAGUAUGAAUAAAUUUUCACCACUCUCGCAAGCCGAUGGUAAAGUUAAAGAAAAACAAUGGUAUGAGACGUCUCUGGAUUCACCAACAAAACCCGAAAUGCCACUUUUAAAGAAGACAUCUAGUUUGAAACGCACACCCAGUCUUGGCAAUUCACAGACCUAUGAAGUAAUGAUCGCAUCAGGUAGGCAUUCGGCAAUGCAGAGUCCUCAUUUGAUUCCGCACAGUCCUCCGGUCUUAUCUCCUAGUGCAGUCUCCUUAGAAUCACCGAAAAACAUGACUGUUAUAGAACAGGGUAAAUGUAUACCAUAUAGAGAGGAAACGAAACCAUUUGAGAUGUCCGAUUUCUAUAAAUAUUCAACUAAAUUCAGGCAAGCGAAUGUUCAAAAGGCGCCAGUUACUCCGGCACCAAAUAUGAACAUAGCUUACAAUAAAGUGCCAAUGGAUAUGCCACAAUUUAGCCAAGAACACUGGCAUGGACAAAUUAAUUAAAAUUAGAUGACAUUAGUC
Molecule: messenger RNA, 1897 nt
Organism: Papilio machaon (common yellow swallowtail)
Lineage: Eukaryota; Metazoa; Arthropoda; Insecta; Lepidoptera; Papilionidae
Gene: sstn
Exons: 1
Coding region: 167-1879 (570 amino acids)
Source: RefSeq, a predicted model, not a curated record